AUGGACUUUCACCAAGUACCGGAGAAACAGACGCGUAGACGCAGCCGGACCGUCAGCUGGGACCAUUCGGUCAGAGCGGACGGAGAGUCGUUGACUUGCAAGACGACAACGGACAGGGGUGUUCUAUCACCGCAGGGGAUAACGUCACCGGGUCCACGUGAUUCGUCGACAACAGAAUUGUUUUUUGACGACGACAUGAGUAUUAGCAGAGGACAUUCGGUAGAAAAGGUUCGGUUUUCAGCCAGCCGGGCGCAUUCGGACGAAAACGAUGAGGAUUAUUCAGCUAGUGUAAAUGCGAUACUCCAUAAGCGGCUUAGUGUUAGGAAAGGCAAACACCUAAAGCAACGAAGAUCGUCUUCUCCCGUGUCUUCAAUGUUACCCGAUGACGCUAGUUUAAUAUCGGAUCGAAGAAGAUCGUCAGCUUUUACAACCAGCUCUGGAGAUACGGCGAUCAACAUCGAAGAGGCUGGUAUCUCUCAAGAGCAGAUAUUUGAAAACAUCCGUUUACACAAAGAGGUAUUAGGCAGUGUCCGCCAACAACCGUGGUCCAUACGGAGGAAGAUGAAAUUAGUUCAGCAAGCCAAAGAGUAUGUAAAGAAACACGAGGGUCAGCUACAAGAACGUUUGGCAAUGAGUAAAAGCACGAGAGAUAUCAUGGCGCGGUUUCAUAUAGUCUUAGUCAAACAAUGGCAACACAGUAAACGGGAGAUGGCCAAUUUUAUAAGUCAAAUAAUUCCGUGGGAACUAACGAUCAAAGAAAUUGAAUCUCAAUUCGGCACGGUAGUCGCUUCGUACUUCACGUUCCUCCGCUGGUUGUUCUGGGUGAACUUUGUUAUAUCCGUGUUGUUGGCAGCCUUCGUCGUCAUGCCCGAAAUUUUGACGACCAAUAAGGCGGACACCGGAGAGCGCAAGACACUGUUGCCCGAGGAGCAGGCCACUUCUAUGGAAUUAAUGACUUUGUUGAAUUUUGAGGGAGUCCUACAGCAUUCACCCAUGUUUUACGGCUACUAUUCAAAUCGACAAAGUUCGGACACCGGAUACCGGCUACCCACGGCCUACUUUAUCACGGGGCUCGUUGUUUACAUCUAUAGUUUCGUUGCUACGCUCAGAAAAAUGGCUGCAAACUCUCGUCUGAGCAAACUGUCCGAAAAAGACGAUGAGUGCAUUUUUACGUGGAAACUGUUCACCGGGUGGGAUUACAUGAUCGGAAACGAAGAAACCGCUCACAAUCGUAUAUCGUCCAUUAUACUUGGUUUUAAAGAAGCGUUGCUUGAAGAAGCUGAAAGAAUGAAAGACAAACAAAAUUGGAAAGUGGUGGCUUUGAGAAUAUUUGCAAAUCUGAAUAUGGUAUGGAUGCUGGGAAGUUCGGUUUAUGCCGUCAUUCUUGUAGUAGCCAGGUCCACAGAACCAGAGGCUGAAGCCACAAUGUGGAGAAAAUACGAAAUCACAGUUGUCAUGACGCUCAUUGGCACGUUCUUUCCGAUUGCGUUUGAAGUGUUGGGCGUGUUGGAGAGUUACCAUCCGAGGACAACUCUCCGUGUACAAUUAGCUAGGAUUAUGGCGCUGAACUUGUUAAAUCUUUACACGCUGACGUUUGCGUUGUUUGUGAAAAUCAACGACAUGACCAAGGAACUGUUGACGUUGAAAUCCAAUGUAUCCAAUAUGACAGCCAAUGCGGCUACCAGGGCUACCACAGCUACCAUGGCUUCUACGGCUACCGCGGCCACAAUAGCCACUGCAGCCACCAUGGCAACUACGACUUCUAUGUUGAAGACAACUUCGACUACCUCAGUACUGGUAGCAUUAGCAUUCAUGAAUUCUACUAUGUCGAACAUGACAAAACUUCAAUUGCCAGUCACCCAUACUAUUGAUACACAACCGAAUUGCUAUCGACAGCAGAUAGAAUGUCCGUUCUCGUGGCCGGGUGUCCAAUACGUUACAGCUGACGUACAUUCACCGAAAAUGAAGGAUUACGUUUCCUCAUCGAUUGCGCCACUGGAAUUCAGUACGACUGGAACCGACUUUUCAUCGGUAGUAGAUUUAGGUUCCGACGUGGACUUCGGUCAAACUACAGGUGUUUUCGGUGCGAAUCGGAAUGGUGGCACCGGAUGGACUGAAAGUACGGCUGAAACGACUUUCAAGACCAUCGACGAUCUACGAAUAACCGCCGAGGUCAUAUACGACGACACGUUAUCAUCGUCCGAAGAUAAUGCCACCACCUCCGAGUUCGACGUCAGCUCUACACAUAGUUAUGAUGAGACGACAGAAAAAUCGACUAUAGGUUUGGUCACAGCUGAGUCGAUGUCGGAUAAUUCAACCGUGGAUACGGUCGAUGAUUGGUCAACAACUACAUAUCCGAUGAACGUUUCAUUAUACUUAAGUUCAAUCGCCUCUCAAUCGAUAUCGAGUUCGACACAGAGUGUAAUCGGUGAGAUGAUACCGGGUGAGUACGCGGAGUCAACGUCGACCGUCGUUCCCGAAUCAACGGCAAGUCCAGACACAGAAAUAUUGAUGUCGAACAUGACGAUUGAUCAAUCGAUAAUCACUAUAGAUAAUGACGAUGAGCUAUAUAGUACAAUUGCUUCCGACGAUCUUCAGUUGUUGAGGACGGACGAGAUAAUUGCGUCAUCUGAAAGGAGAAGAAUCGUAAAACGGAUGUCGGAAGUAAUUUUCAAUGGGACUCAUUGCUUUCAAGUAGUUUGUUCGUCUCCAUCACCAGUUACAAAUGUAACCGAGGUGCCAAACAGUUCUCAAGGAUUUAGCGAGGAAUCGACCGAAGAGUACGUGACAACGACGGAACAUGAAGAUGCACCUAGAGAAGAUUUAUCUCUUCGUGCAACUUGUUUGAACCUCCAAAUCAGGCGACGAUUGCGGAAGUUAUGUUGGGAGACAAUGUUUGGACAAGAAUUGGUAAAACUUACAGUCAUGGAUUUGGUGUCGACAAUCAUCUCAACGAUAUUUGUGGACUUUGCACGUGCAGUGUUCGUGCGGUACAUGAACCGGUGCUGGUGCUGGAACUUGGAGAAGCGGUUCCCACAAUACGGUGAUUUCAAGAUCGCCGAGAACAUAUUGCAUCUGGUCAACAACCAGGGUAUGGUGUGGAUGGGCAUGUUCUUUUCUCCCGGGUUGCCCAUCAUAAACGUGGUAAAAUUGAUGAUCAUGAUGUACGUGCGGUCGUGGGCGGUGCUCACAUGCAACGUACCUCACGACGUCGUGUUUCGAGCCAGCCGGAGCAACAACUUCUACCUGGGACUGCUACUCACCAUGUUGUUUUUGUGUGUGUUACCGGUCGGUUACGCCAUCGUGUGGAUUGAACCAUCGUGGCACUGUGGACCAUUCUCGCAGUACAAAAAAAUCUAUCACAUCUUCACCAACUCCAUCAAAAAAACUGUACCUAACCCGCUGGUGCAUCGGAUACUUGACUAUAUAGCAUCACCCGCCAUCGUUAUACCAUUGCUGUUGCUCCUCAUCCUCAUAAUUUAUUACUUGGCAUCGCUCACAUCAUCACUCCGAGAAGCCAAUAACGACUUGAAAACGCAACUAAGACGUGAGCGAACCGAAGAACGACGAAAAAUGUUUCAGUUAGUAAACAGGAAGAAACACGGUAGUGGCGUCGAUGACGAUGACGAAGAUGAUUACACGUGCAUGGAUACAACGUUGGCCAAGUGGAGACAUAUAAUGCCAGACAGCAAAACGCAGACAGACGUUCCGAGCUCUGUGUUCGAAAUCGCCGAGAAAAAGCUCACAGACAACGAGGUGCUGGACAGAGUCCGUGAAAAACUCGUGCACAUAGAAGCGGAGGAUCAGGAACCUGAAAACAAACACCAUCCAAGUCGAGAUGAUCAACAGCAACAACAGCAGACGCAACCGCCGCACAUAAAGCUCCAACGCAAUCUUCACCACCAUCAGCCACCUCUACUGCAACACCACUAUCACCACCAUCACCAUCACCAGCAGCAUCUCUAUCACCACCUACGCCGGCCGUCGAGAAGCGAAGAGCCGCGGGAUACAGCGGCAACGCUGCGUAAGUGGAAAAAAUCUAAAGUGGUCCGGCAUCUGUCAUCAGAGUCGGAGUCGUCGGAUCAGUCGGAAGCGGUACCAGAAACCCGUGAACCGGUUCAACCUCAGAUAACCACUACCUCACACGGUUCUGGGUUACAUCACAGGACCACAGCCGCCGAACUUCCGGUCAGCGGUGCCGCCGUUGAAGAAGGCGGUUCUACGACCGCCUUAGAUCAGCCCGUUAAGCAGAGGGCCAGGCUUAAGUUGGCGCAGAUACUGUACAAGGAAGCGCGGAGGAGAAGACAGAAAUACGUAGAGGAACUACAAAACCAACAGGAAUAAAUUUAACACAAUAGAUUCACACUAGAGUAUUCUUUUCAGAAGCGACAUCAUCUGGAUUCAAAGUUCAGCCUGAAACUUAAAAA
Messenger RNA from Rhopalosiphum maidis (corn leaf aphid), 4427 nucleotides. RefSeq names its product transmembrane channel-like protein 3. Lineage: Eukaryota; Metazoa; Arthropoda; Insecta; Hemiptera; Aphididae. Gene Ontology annotation, cellular component: plasma membrane. The coding region runs from base 1 to 4344 and encodes 1447 amino acids. The record is from RefSeq and is a predicted model, not a curated record. Gene Ontology annotation, molecular function: mechanosensitive monoatomic ion channel activity. The transcript has 15 exons.